Messenger RNA from Brachypodium distachyon (stiff brome), 4729 nucleotides. Its product is annotated as kinesin-like protein KIN-14I. The transcript is spliced from 23 exons. Lineage: Eukaryota; Viridiplantae; Streptophyta; Magnoliopsida; Poales; Poaceae. Gene Ontology annotation, molecular function: microtubule binding; oxidoreductase activity; ATP binding. Gene Ontology annotation, cellular component: cytoskeleton. The record is from RefSeq and is a predicted model, not a curated record. Gene Ontology annotation, biological process: microtubule-based movement. The coding region runs from base 520 to 4332 and encodes 1270 amino acids.
CUUCCUCGCCACUACUACUACUCCUUCCCCGUCCACCCUCGUGAGCCCCUCUCCUCCUCGACUCCUCCUCUCUGGCUCUCUCCCCGGCCCCGCUUCCUUCCUCCUCGCCCGCUCCGGAUCUCGCCCUGCCGGCCGGAGCCGGACGCGCGCACGCAAGCACGCGGCGGCGACCCGGUCCUCCUGCCGUUUCCCCCUGUUAUUACUCCCGCCCGCCGCAUUGCGGGGGAUCUGCUCCAUCUGUCGCGCUACUCCACGGCCCGCUGUCUGUUUGUUCUGUCUGUCUGUUUCGGCGGGGCUCGGGGGCUUGGAAGCUUGCGGUCGACGCUUCCGCUUGCCAUUUCCCCGCGCCGCUGGAUCUGGCUGGAGGCCUCUGCGUCUGCGGUGGUGGGGUUCCUGGCUUCUGUUGAGCUCGUGCACCGCGGCGGCGGCGGCGAUUGGUGUGUUGUGUUGUGGAUGGGAGCUGAGGUUUGAGAGGCGGCGUCUUCUGUCCCUGUUGCUGCUGCUGCUGCUGCUGCGGAGAUGCCGGCCGGCGGCGGCUCCGUGAAUGUCGGCAACGGGGCGGCCGGGUCCCCCGCCACGCCGCUGCACGGCUCCGGCUCCGCCUCCGCGGCCGCCAGCGUGAACGGCGACGGCUACGACAGCGACGGCUACAACUUCGCGCCGCCUACUCCGUCGACUUUGUCCAUGUCCAUACCCCCGGAGCUUGCUGGAGCAAUCCCGCUAAUUGAUAGGUUCCAGGUGGAGGGCUUUCUCAAAGCAAUGCAAAAGCAAAUCCAAUCAUCUGGAAAGCGUGGAUUUUUUAUUAAAAAAUCUGUGGGUCCGCAAGUUCGCGAGAAGUUCACUUUGGAAGAUAUGUUGUGCUUCCAAAAGGAUCCUAUUCCAACCUCGUUGUUAAAAGUAACUAACGACCUUGUAAGCCGCUCAAUUAAAUUAUUCCAUGUCAUAUUAAAGUACAUGGGCAUUGAUUCGCCUGCAAUAAUAAGUUUGGAUGAAAGAAUUGAACUGGUUGCAAAGCUUUAUAAGCAUACUUUGAAGCGUUCUGAACUUCGAGAUGAACUCUUUGCACAGAUUUCAAAACAAACACGUAAUAAUCCGGAUAGGAGUUGGUUGAUAAGAGCUUGGGAGCUAAUGUAUUUAUGUGCAUCUUCCAUGCCACCAAGCAAAGAUAUUGGCGCAUACUUGUCUGAGUAUGUUCACUAUAUUGCUCAUGGAGCCACAACUGAUUCUGAUGUUCGAGUUCUAGCAUUGAACACUCUAAAUGCAUUAAAACGUUCAGUGAAGGCAGGCCCGCGGGUCACAAUUCCUGCGCGGGAGGAGAUAGAAGCACUUUUAACCAGCCGGAAGCUUACAACAAUUGUAUUUUUCUUGGACGAAACUUUUGAAGAGAUCACCUAUGACAUGGCAACGACUGUUGCCGAUGCUGUUGAGGAACUUGCUGGCAUUAUCAAACUAUCAGUAUAUUCUAGUUUCAGUCUUUUUGAAUGUCGAAAGAUCGUUAACGGAUCGAAGUCUUCAGAAGUUGGCAACGAGGAAUACAUUGGAUUAGACGAUAACAAAUACAUUGGUGACUUGCUAUCUGAAUUCAAGUCAGCUAAAGAUCGCAACAAAGGAGAAAUUUUACACUGUAAACUUGUAUUUAAAAAACGCCUCUUUCGUGAGUCUGAUGAGGCCGUGACUGAUCCCAUGUUCGUGCAGCUAUCAUAUGUCCAGUUACAACAUGACUAUAUUUUGGGGAACUACCCAGUAGGCAGGGAUGAUGCUGCACAACUCACAGCUCUACAAAUAUUGGUUGAGAUUGGAUUUGUUGAGAAUCCUGAGACCUGUGUUGAAUGGAUAUCUCUUCUAGAAAGGUUUCUACCUAGACAAGUUGCAAUUACUAGAGCAAAGCGAGACUGGGAGCUCGACAUCAUCUCACGCUAUCAGUUAAUGGAACACUUAUCAAAAGAUGAUGCAAGGAACCAGUUUCUCAGAAUCUUAAGGACUCUUCCAUACGGCAAUUCAGUUUUCUUCAGCGUUAGGAAAAUUGAUGAUCCAAUUGGACUUUUACCUGGAAGAAUCAUUUUGGGAAUCAACAAACGAGGGGUUCACUUUUUUCGCCCGGUUCCAAAGGAAUAUCUACAUUCUGCAGAGCUGAGAGACAUAAUGCAAUUUGGUAGCAGCAAUACUGCUGUGUUCUUUAAGAUGCGAGUUGCGGGUGUUCUUCAUAUCUUUCAGUUUGAAACUAAGCAGGGUGAAGAAAUAUGUGUCGCACUUCAAACACAUAUAAAUGAUGUGAUGCUCCGCAGAUAUUCAAAAGCACGCUCCGGCUCUGUUACUAGCACGGUUUCUCAAAAUGACGUUUCUCAAGUAGAUAAGCAACCACAUGUUGAAACUUAUGAGAAACGUGUCCAAGAACUGUCAAAAGAAGUCGACGAAUCUCAAAAGAAAGCAGAUCAGUUGCGGGAUGAAUUAGAAAGGAAGACAAAACUAGAAAGGGAGAUGCAAGAAGAACUGGAAGGGCUAAGAGAUACCUUACAAUCCGAACGACAUGUCAUUAAAGAAGUAACAUCUCAGCGGGAUAAGCUAAAAUCUCUAUGUGAUGAAAAGGAUUCUUCUUUGCAGGUAGCAUUGGUGGAGAAAAGUAGACUUGAGACCAGAUUAACAAGCCAGGGCCAAGAGAUCAAUAAGAAAAUAGAAGUAAGAGAUACUUUGACAACUGCAGGCAGUCUCAACAGUGACAUUGAGAUGGUAACUAAGCUCGAGGAGGGGUUGAAAUCAUGUCAAAAGGAGCUUGAUGCAUCAAAAGAAAUAUCAAAGAAGUUAAUAACGGAAAGGAAUCUGCUCGAACAGCAGGUUCAAAGGCUUGAAAGAGCAAAGUCUGAAGAGAAAAGUAAGAUGGAAAGAGUUUAUGAGGACGAAUGUCGUAAGCUAAAAGCUCGUGCAGCUGAACUGGAGCAAAGAUUGGAAAGUACAAGUCGGUCCUUAAAUGUUGCUGAAUCAACUCUUGCCUUGAGAAAUGUUGAGGUGGAUAAGUUACAAAAUACUCUGAAGGAGCUUGACGAGUUAAGAGAGUUCAAAGCGGAUGUUGACAGAAAGAACCAACAGACUGUUGAGAUUCUUAAAAGGCAAGGAGCACAGUUGGUUGAACUUGAAAGUCUUUAUAAGCAAGAGCAGGUUUUGCGAAAACGUUACUAUAACACAAUUGAAGAUAUGAAAGGAAAAAUAAGGGUUUUUUGUCGCUUGCGUCCUCUAACCGAAAAGGAGAUUGCCGUAAGGGAUAAGAAUAUUGUUUGCAGUCCAGAUGAAUUUACAAUUGCUCAUCCAUGGAAAGAUGACAAGUCGAAGCAACAUAUAUAUGAUCGUGUUUUUGAUGCAUACACUACUCAAGAAGAUGUAUUCGAGGACACUAAGUAUCUAGUACAAUCAGCUGUUGAUGGAUAUAAUGUCUGCAUAUUUGCUUAUGGUCAAACUGGUUCUGGGAAGACUUUUACUAUAUAUGGGGCAGAAAACAAUCCUGGUCUUACUCCAAGAGCUACAUCUGAACUUUUUAGGGUGAUAAAGCGUGAUGGUAACAAAUAUUCGUUUGACUUGAAGGCAUAUAUGGUGGAACUAUAUCAAGAUAAUCUUGUGGAUCUGUUGUUGCCCAAAAAUGCAACACGACAAAAGUUAGAAAUAAAAAAGGACUCUAAGGGUGUUGUUACUGUUGAAAACGUGACUCUUGUGAACAUAUCAAGUUAUGAAGAAUUGAGAGCUAUAAUUGCAAGAGGUUCUGAGAGAAGACACACUGCUGGAACAAACAUGAAUGAUGAGAGCUCAAGGUCUCAUUUAAUUCUUUCAAUCAUUAUUGAAAGUACCAAUCUCCAAUCGCAAUCUUAUGCAAGAGGAAAGCUAAGUUUCGUGGACCUUGCUGGUUCCGAGAGGGUGAAAAAGUCAGGUUCAGCAGGAAAACAGUUAAAAGAAGCACAAAGCAUCAAUAAAUCUCUUUCUGCAUUGGCUGAUGUUAUCAGUGCUUUAUCUUCUGAUGGUCAGCAUAUACCUUACCGGAACCAUAAGUUGACAAUGCUUAUGAGUGAUUCGCUUGGUGGCAAUGCAAAGACCUUAAUGUUUGUGAAUGUUUCACCAGCAGAGUCAAACCUUGAGGAGACUUACAACUCACUCAUGUAUGCUUCACGAGUUCGUUGCAUUGUUAAUGACACGAGCAAGCAUGUUGCCCCAAAAGAGAUCAUGCGGUUAAAGAAGUUGAUUUCAUAUUGGAAGGAGCAAGCAGGUAAGCGGAGCGAGGGCGAUGAACUGGAGGAAAUACAGGAAGAGCGGAUCUCAAAAGAGAAAACAGACACUCGCUUGACCGCAUGAGAGAGAGAUAUUGUCAUUGAUUGCCUUUGUCUGGAAUGCAACCUGGUUAUGCAUUCUUACCUCAUACGCAGAGUUGACUGGAGCUUUCAAGCAUCUGCUAUGGCAAAAGAAUUCUGCAAUCGCCUUCUACCGAAAUGUUCUGAUGUCAUCUGACAAGGUUGUACACUAAUUGUAUAGUUACGGAUUAUAUAUUAUGGCAGCGGCGCCUGUUUGUACAAAGAGACUGUAGUACACACUCAUAGGAGGAGGAAGAGUUCUUAGGAGUAAGUCCCUUUUUUUUUGUCAUCUUAGCAAUGAUUGUGGCUUCUACGUAUGCACAGCGGCGUCGGGGUGUCAGAUUACAGUUCACCAAUGUUAGCAUCAACGCUGAAAUGGCUGCGAGGUGUUCAACUGACUA